ACUGUCCCGACGCAAGACGCGGUACAUUUGGGCCAAUGCCAAUGGUUUGUUGCGGAAAAAAUGAAAGGCAUUGGUGGAACAAAUGAUAUCCGCCGAUGCAUCGUCAAGAGGCAGAGAUUCGGCUGUCGCUUGGAUCCAUUGAGCAGCGGGUCGUUGUUUUCGUUUGGCUCGUUCUAGCAUUUCCGGACACGGCUCCACGCCCACAAACCGUACAGACGUGUCUUCUUCUUCUUCUUGUAGGGAUUGCAGUCGUUUGACAAACUCUCCCGUUCCACAGGCAACAUCUACCACCGUAAUCGGUUUCUUGCUGUUGCUCUCAUCAUUCUCUUGCUGUUUUCUCGUCCUGUCCAAGAUAAAGGACGAAACCAGUCGCAGAGGCCACACAAACGUCUUGUUCAGAUAAUCGGCCCAAAAGGAAUCGUACCAAGAGGCCAUGGCGGAAUAUUCCACUUGCAGAGCUUCCAAGGCAACCUCGUUGUUGUCGUCGGCCUUCAAUUCCAUCGCUUCAGAGUCGUUUGUUGUCAUGAUCUUCUAUUAUUGUGGAGGAGGGAACUGGCCAGCUGCUAUGAAAUGGGGUUGUCUGGGUUUGGGUUGCCACUGGGGAGGAGCUCGACAUACUGGUACGAUAGAAGACUUGUAUCCCCACAGCCAUCCAGGCUUGACAUUGGCAUCUCUCAAACGAGCGAAAACACGAGUGCGAACACGGUAACACGGUGCUUCGGAUUUUUCCGAAGGCUAAGCAUUUUUUUUUGAAAAUUUCUCCGCUCUGUGAAAGAUUCUCCGUACUGUAGAUGCGGAUCUUUUCGAUUCUCGACAGUGAAGAUUGAUGGCGAUGAUGGCCGACAAGACGAUACUGUACCAAGCAAGUAUCCUAUACGGCAGCACCAUACUAUGUUCCUCCUUCGGCGUUGGCUGUCAUUCACUGUCCUGCCCACAGUCCUCCUCUUCCUGGUGCUGAAAUCGAACUUGAAUGCUGUGGAGAGCCGUGAGCCAGAUACACCAGAGGGAACCUGCACUACUUCUGGCGUAUGUGACACCAUCAAAACUGUCUUGGUGACAGGCAGUAAUGGAUUUGUGGCAUCUUGGAUUGUCAAGGUAUUGUUGGAACAAGGAUACUCAGUCCAUGCAGCUGUCCGUAAUGAAGCAAUACCUGACAAAGUCAACCAUCUCAAACAAUUGACGGCAGAGACCAGUCGCCUUAAAAUAUUUUCUACGGGAGACUUGGGAAGUACCCCGGAUGACAUUUGGGAUGCCCCUCUGAAAGGUUGUCAUGCUGUGAUUCAUGCUUCCAUGGCAAUGGGAUGGCGUGAUGGUCGUCAUAAAAUGUACGAGCCAACAUUGGCAGGUACACGACAAUUGUUGCAGGCAAUUGAACGACACACCGACUCAAUCCAAACGCUCAUUCUGACAUCCUCCACAGCAGCCGUGGCUACUCAAGAUGGCAAUGCUAUUACGGAUGAGUCACAUUGGCGCAAUGCCCAAGAGGAUAUAGAGCAGGAAUCUUGGUACAGUGCCACCAAAAUUGCCCAAGAACAAAUGGUCACCGAAUGGGCCCAAACCCAAAAGAAAGCUGGAAUUCUGCCGCCACAGUUUCAAUUUGUGUCCAUUGUGCCCACACGAGUUCUGGGUCCUCCCAUUGUAUCCACACUACCCAUUUCCGGUUGGAUACAAAUACUUCGCGAUUGGUUGUUGCAUCCACCUGCAGAAAGCAAUGAUACCAUCGAGUUCGUACAUGUCCAGGAUGUAGCCCGCAUGCACAUUGCUGCCUUGGAACAUCCAGAGGCAUAUGGACGAUAUUUGUGCGUGGACGAAUCCUGGCAUUGGAAUGAACUGUUGGAGUAUCUACAGCAACUCCAGCCCAAAAUGAUAAUCAAGCCAUACAAGGGAGACGAUGACAAGGUCCCUCCAAAACAGUUCAGCAAGGAACGACGCAACACUUUGGAUGUAGCAUUUCGGUCGAUGAAAACCAUGCUAAAAGACGCUGUGGAAUAUUUGGAGGCUGGUGAUGAGUUGGGUGGAUUAUCUACAAUUAAAUUCUAAAAUGAUUUUGAAUAUGCCCAGGAUUUGCGGCCUGACAACAAAACGAUGGUGGCUACGGUAGCUCGCCAGAACUCAAGAUGGAUGUCCUUCAGCUUGCAGACAACCUUUUCAGCUUCGUGGCCACAUUGGAAGAUUGAUUGGGUUGAAUUGAACGAUUCCAAGCUGUGGGUAGAAUCGAAUCCUUCAUUCAAUCCUACUAAUCAGACAAUUCUUUGCUUUACCAU
Messenger RNA from Seminavis robusta, 2264 nucleotides. The record is from the annotation of a GenBank genome assembly. Lineage: Eukaryota; Bacillariophyta; Bacillariophyceae; Naviculales; Naviculaceae.